CCGACGCGCCUCCUCCAUGGGGCCGGGCUGAGCCUCCCGCGAGCGGCGGAUGGAGGGUCCGGCGGAGCUGGGCCCCGAGGUGGUGCUGCGGUUCCUAGCGGAGCGCGGGGGCCGGGCCCAGCACGCCGAGCUGCUGCAGCACUUCAGGGACGCCCUGGGCGGCCCGCCGGAGCAGCGCGCCCGCGCCCGCGCCCGCUUCAAGGAGCUGGUCAACGCCGUGGCCACCGUUCGCACCGACCCCGCCGACGGCGUCAAGUUCGUGCAGCUCAAGAAGCGGUUCUGCACGGGGUCCCCUCCGUGUGAGGACGCGCCCCCCCGUGACCCUCCCCGGAUCCAGGUGACCGCCGAGCCCGCGGAGGGCGGACGGCGCCUGGAGGAGGCGUAUCCUGGGGACGGCGAGCCGAGCCCCGAGACGCGUGCGGCCCCGGCCCGCGGCGGCCCCCACGGGAAAGCCUCGGGGCGCGAGGUCCAGGCCCUCCCGUCCGCGCCGCUGGCCGUCGCGCCUGCCGAGGACCCGGAGGCCCCUCCGCACGGCGGCGAUCAGGCGGAUGGGAGCAGCUCUCCCGGGGGUCCCCCGACUCCGAGGUCUGCCCGCCAGAACUUCCGGGACUUGGUGAUGGGGAGCUCCCCGCAGCUCGUGAGGAGUGUGGGUCCUGGGGGCAGCAGCCCUGGGAGCUCAUCCGGGGGAGGUCGCGGCCGAGCGGGGGGAGACUCGGAUAGCGCGUCGGUGGCUUCGUCCUCCGCCGAGGAGGACGGCAGCGCUGGGGGCUCGGUGACGCUGGACCCCCUGGAGCACGCAUGGAUGCUUUCGGCUUCGGAUGGCAAGUGGGACAGCCUAGAGGGGUUGCUCACCUGUGAGCCCGGCCUGCUGGCGAAGCGGGACUUCAUCACGGGUUUUAACUGUCUACACUGGGCUGCCAAACACGGCAAGCAGGAGCUCCUGGCCAUGUUGGUCAACUUUGCCAACAAACACCAGCUGCCGGUGAACAUCAACGCCAGGUCCAGUGGGGGCUACACAGCCCUUCAUUUGGCAGCCAUGCACGGGCACAUAGAGGUGGUGAAGUUACUGGUGGGCGCCUACGACGCAGAUGUGGACAUCAGGGACUACAGCGGGAAAAAGGCUUCUCAUUACCUUAGUCAGAGCAUCGGGGAAGAAAUCAAGAACCUGGUUGGAGCCCUGGAUGAGGAAGACGGGGAGAGCGCCCCCGGUAGCGGGGGUGGGCGCUGGAGGCUUUCUAAGGUGCUCCCAUCACACCUCAUCACAUACAAACUCUCCCAUGUCCCCGAGGAUGGGCCCGAUCACCACCACCAUCAUCUGGCUGAAGGAUGGGCAGGAAGUAAAACAAAAGAACCAAGUCGUAAAGCUUUUGGCAGUUCUAGUGGACGGAUUAAACCCCGACUCAACAAAAUUCGCUUCAGAACCCAAAUCAUUCAUACCACCCCAUCUGUCAGGGAUGCCGAGCAGCCACUGGAGGAGGGAGAGGAGGAGGAAGAGGAGGAUCGGCCUCUUAAAGGCCACUCAUCCUCCUUCAAAUUGAGACCAAAGUCUAAUGUAUUUGGGUAAAAAUAAUUACUGCUUGAAAUGCUAAGAUUUACUUACCUGAGUUCUCAGGAUUUGUUUUCGUGAUUCAUCAUACUUUGAUCUGUGCCUCAUCCCAGCUCCACCCUUGAGACCUGGACGUUGUUUGAACUAGAAUUGAUAAUUGAGUGUCUUUCCUGUUUUAACCAUUACUGGAUACCAUGCAAAGUAAGGAAUACUGCACUUUUAUAUGUCUGUUUUUCUAAGUGAUUACUCUUCCAAGGCUGUCAAAAACGCAAAGUGUAAUAAUGAAACUGGUGGUAUUUGUAAAUGUGAACAAAACUUAAAGGCUGCUCGUGUCUUACUAAUUGCAUUUGCUUUCUAAGGUACUACUGAAGGUCAGUCUUGAGUUGAAAUGCAAAAAUACUAGGGAGAAUAAUGUGAAUUAAAAUGGGAGUCUUACAGGUAUUUUAUUUGUAUUAUAAGUAGCAGUUCACUUUUUAAAAAAUCAUUCCGGUUUUAAUUACUGAACUGAAUAAGCAACAUUUGCUUUUGAGUUGCUGUUGUUUGGUUUGCACCUAUGUAGCACCACUGCACUCUGGAUUAUGGCAAAUUAUGCAAAUUUUUAUUUAAGGAGAAAAACACAGCAUCAGAUGGUACUUUUUAAACAAUAAAAUUGGCAUUUUGUUAAUUGUCACUAACUUGUUUUGCUACUUUUAGAUGUAACAUUUUUGGAAUUUUUGUUCUAGGGAACAUAUAAAUAUGGGUUCUAUUUGGUGUGACUCUUAGGUGCUUAGACAGAAUUUAUUACUUAAAUCUUUCAUUGUAUAGACAAUUAGCCAAAGUCAACUUAAGUAUAAAUAAGCAUGUGUUUCUGUGGUGGUUAGACAGGCAUUAGCAGGCUUGGAGGCCAUUGAGGUUGAACCUUUCAUGAUCACUUUGGACCCUAUUUCCUCUCCCUGUAAAGGGAGGAGAUGGAGUAUCUGCCUUGUUGAGGGAAAAGUUCUUCCUCCUGGUCAUAAGAAUAGAAUUUGAGUUUUGAGGUUCUGAGCUACCCCAGACAUAAUUGUCUCCUCCCUUAAGAGUUAACCUGUCUGAGCCUGCCCAUCACCUCACUGGCCAGAGAACACCUCUCACCUAAAGAUGUGGGAAGUAUAAUUCCCUCCUUAAUCAGAUUAUGUAUUUAAACUAACAGAAGUCAUGCCUUCAUUGCAAAUGCUUGCAGAUCCUCAUUGCUGAGCCUGCCCACUUUCUGAAUUCUAACUCAAACAGCCAACUUUCCCAUUUCUCCUUUGCUAUCUCCUUGGGUCAUUGCCAAAAUCCUAUGCAGGCUUACCCAGACACUCUGUGUUUUCCAUUUCUCUCAAGACUAUUCCCCACCACCACCUCUACCCUUGCCCUUCAUGUAGUGGCUGUCCUCCUCCAUUACUGAACCUACCUGCUUUCUUUAUCCUAAGGCAAAAGGCAUGACUUGACUUUCUUACUUUAUCCUAUCUCCCUCCUCCUCCCAGCAGCUACUGAGAUUAACUGCUUUCUUUCCCUAGGGUUUUUUUUUUUUCUUUUCCUCAAGUGCUAUUAAAAUUGUCUUUGAGCUUGCUUCUGAGUCUGUUCCUAAAUUUAAGACCAAGAACCCAUUGAAAGGGAACCCCUGUUCCCUAGUAACACUUCUAUGAAGUAAUUAUUAAAUCAGUGAUUCUCAUCUAAGAGAUUUUUUUUUUUAUUGUGUGGUCUAUGCUUUGUAGCAACAUUUUUCAAAUGUUCCAAGGGCUAAAUCUUACAAUUUUCCUGUUUUUUUUUUUUUUUUCUUGUUUGUUUGGUUGGUUUUUUUGGCAUCUACUCAAGGAGCUAUGAUGUUACUGAAAAGCUGGGUAAUCUGCCCUUUUAAAAUGGCACUUUAUAAAAAGAAAAGGGAAAGAGAAUGGGACUAUGUAUUUCAGUGCUGCUAGCUAUUGAAUUCACUUGUGCAUAAAUGAAACACAGUUCAUUGAAAUUAAAAACUUAUAUCAGUGUGAUUCUUAAUUACAUUCCAUUCAUUUGUGUUAGAGUAAAUGACUUUAUAAUUACUUUAAAUUCAACUCAUGAGCAUAUUAAACCUUGUGAAAAGGCUAGAAAUUUGUGUGGAGGACUAAUUUGACCAAGUCCUUGUUAGUUUUUUGACUGUAAUUUCUGAAACCUAAAUUCCUGCAACCUGCAGGAUAGAGGAGUGGAAAGCCUACAGAGUGAAGGAGCCUAUGCAUGGAUAAGCACAGAGCUGCAGCAUGCUGGUUGAUCUUUAACUCCUUCUUGUUACAGAGAUGUGUAAUGAGUUUGCCACAUGGUAAAGAUAUUCAUGUACAAUAUAUAAGCUAUUAUCCAUUUGUGUGCCUUUACCAUUGUUUUAGGAUUUGGGAAGUGGACUGUGUAUGUUUGAGAAGUACUUGUUUCUGUUUAUGUGGGUGAAAAAAAAAUCUGAUUGUGUGUUACUUGAGGGUGAAGAGUAGUCAUUUGUUUCAAGUCUAUACAUGUUUCCUAUGUCUAGUGCAGAAUACAGCCUAUCAUUGACAGAUUUUAAAUUCCAUAAUAUGCAGAGCUAAACAACUACAAGCAGAUGCUUCAGAACCAUGAUGUUCUGUUGAACAAUGAUUAUUAAUCUUUUCACAUGUAUCUUAGUAACUAACCACAAAAUUGGCAGUUUGCUUGAUGUAUACAAGUAGUAAAUACAUCUGUUUUUCAAAGUAAUGGCUAACUUUUCUGAUAAAACAAUAUUUUAAACUUUGCAAAAGUCAUUCCUGCGGGAACUCAAACAUUCCUUGUGAUGCAAUACAUGUAGCAUUUGCAGCUGCUUAAGUCUCCAUUCCUCUUAUUUUUGAAUUUCCAAAUCAAGAUUAUAAAAAUUGACUUGUUUGAUUUGUUAUUCAUAAAGUUGUACGUACCAUCGAUGGAAAUGCCUAUGUCAAACUCUGGUGUUUAUAGAUAGGAGACUAGUUUAUAAACAAGUGUGCUCAUGUGUUUCUUACAGGUACAAUUGUAACUAGUGAAUGUUUGUCACAAUUUACCUUUAUUGUAUAUGAAAUACAGUUAAUCUGGUAUGAGUUUAUGGUACCUGAACUGUUAGAGUCUAAGAUACCUUUUGUUUUUUAAGUAAGUGAAAGUUUGGGAAUUUAAGAAUAGAAUCUGUAAAAUUCAUCAAAAUAAAAAAAAUCACACUAGAAAUCGA
Jaculus jaculus (lesser Egyptian jerboa) is the source of this 4715-nucleotide messenger RNA. RefSeq names its product sosondowah ankyrin repeat domain family member C (gene Sowahc). Lineage: Eukaryota; Metazoa; Chordata; Mammalia; Rodentia; Dipodidae. Gene Ontology annotation, molecular function: protein binding. The record is from RefSeq and is a predicted model, not a curated record.